CGAACAUAGUAAUAAAAAAGGAAUAUCCACCGUUUUGUUUCCUUUUUCUUAAAAUCAUCGGUAGUUAAGAUGUUUUACAAACCCCUCGUCCUUAGGGUUUAUCUUACCGCCAUCAAAACGAACCUCUAACCUAUGAUCAAAUGUGAAGUUUCUACAGAUUACCAAUAUUGCAGAGAAAAAAGGAUGGAAGCCAGAGUGGGGAUGUCAGCUCGCGGCGGCAGCGUUGCAGAGGGCGGGUCGUUUCUGCCGCAGCACCACCACCAGCGUCUGAAACACCACCAGUAUCACACGCACCAGCACCCACAGAAUUCGCAGACGCAAAUCGGAACUGUGCCGCAGCUUCUUGCCGGUGGUAUUGCCGGAGCUUUCAGCAAGACAUGCACUGCCCCCUUAGCUCGUCUCACGAUUCUGUUUCAGGUUAAUAGUGAACACCUUGUUAAUUCAUUUAAAGUUAACACUACAAACGAUUUAUAUUAUUUAUUACCUCUAUCAAGAUAAAUAUCACUCCAAAUAUUAGUUAAAGCCACUUUUCCAAUUUAUUGUGUCACUGGAUUUGUAUAUAUAUAACGGCUUAUGGAAGAUGGAACGCUGUGAUUCUGUGAAACUGUGUCUUUCUAGUUUGGCGGGGGUGGGGGUGGCAGCGAGGGCGGAUAUGGCUCUAUUUAAAAACCAACCUGUCGCAAUAAUGUAUCAGUAUUCACUAUUCAUUAAUGGGUUCUAGAUGUUUUUUUCAGUUGAUUAUCUCUGUUUCUAUUCUCACUAGAGAAAUACUCCUUAGUUGUUUGUUUAGCUUUUUCACUCCUGAAAUCUGUCUUCUUACUAAUAAAUGCUUUUUCAUAGUUUCAGAAACGCCUCUCUUGUGUUUGUAUAUAAAUAUUAUGCACAUCCAAAUGUGUGUGUGCACAAGCUCAGUUCUUGGUAUUGGACUUAUUUUCUAUUUCUAUGUCUUAGUUGAUCCAAAUAUAUAAGUAUUUCCCUUUAUGUAGCACCUAUUGACUUUAUUCUAAGAAGCGCUUGGCAAGUGAGUUUAAGGCCUAGGAAGGACUAGGUGCUGAUUAGUAGAACAUAGAUUUACUGAUUUAGAUGUUGAAUGGUGUCAUAGUUCAUAGUUGUCAAUGGCGCAAUAUGGUGGGCACAUGUGGUGCCUCACCACAAAUAUCCCUCAUGGCAACGACUCUACACGUGGUGGCACCAUAUGUGCGCCAUAUUUUUGAACAUAAUUUAAUAGGUUUACUCAGGUACUUUUGGGCUUUAACCCUAAUAAUUAAUUAACUAACCACUCUGCCUAUAAUAUUAAUAGAACUCUAAUAAGGAGUACACAAAUACACUAGCUAACAUAAAGCAAGAAAAAUUGCUUGAAUAACUUAAAGACAGAGCCAGAAAGUUGCACAAGAAUGGAACGACUAAAGGGAAACAGCACAUCACAUCAGCUACAAGACAAAGAUGAGACGGACAAGAUUGAAGAUCCUUCUGAGAUGCAAUUAAUGAGGAUGAAAUUAAUCAGAUUCAUGUCCAGAUGAUGAUUAUGAGUGUGAUAAUUGAUGAUGAUUACAUCAUAAUCAUCAAACACAAACAAGUUGGCAUAUUUUAAAAGGUCUGAAACUUUUUUAUAUAAAUUUAUUUUUUGGAGCUUCUCUAAACUACUUCAACUUCACAUGUUUUGGUUAGAAUGUGGGCAUUCAACUUUUUUUGCAUCUUUUGGAGGUUGAAUCAGGAUGUUUUUUACUUGGACUGGUUUUAGUUCCAGACCAGAACACAUCAAUCUAGAUGUUUCAUGUGGUGACCCAAUAUAUGCGCCAUCCUCCACAGCCAUGGACAAAUGCCUUGGCGGGACUGUCGCCAAUGACAACCAUGACUGGGGUCCAAGGCAUGCAUUCGGAUGUGGCAGUGUUAAGUAGACCAAGUAUAUUCCGUGAGGCUUUGCGGAUUGUAAAUGAAGAAGGAUUCAGAGCUUUCUGGAAGGGAAAUCUUGUCACUAUUGCUCACAGACUUCCGUAUUCUUCAGUCAACUUUUACGCUUAUGAACACUAUAAGAAAAUCCUGAAAUCUAUUCCAGGCUUGUAUGGUAAUGAGAGACAUGCUAGUGCAGAUGUACUUGUGCAUUUUGUAGGUGGUGGUUUAGCUGGAAUGACAGCUACCUGUGCCACCUACCCUUUGGAUCUUGUCAGAACAAGGUUGGCAGCACAGAGGAGUACAAUUUAUUAUCAGGGCAUUUCCCAUGCCAUCAGCACCAUCUGUAGGGAUGAGGGCUUCUUUGGGCUGUAUAAAGGACUUGGAGCAACAUUAUUGAGUGUUGGACCUAGUAUAGCAAUAAGCUUCUCUGUUUAUGAAUCUUUGAGAUCUCAGUGGUUAGCUCACAGGCCUGAUGAUCCCAAUCUUCUCAUUAGUCUUACUUGCGGAAGUCUUUCGGGAAUCGCAUCAUCUACAGUGACAUUUCCUUUAGACCUAGUGAGGCGACGAAUGCAGUUGGAAGGAGUGGCUGGGCGUGCACGCGUGUACCACAGUGGUCUGUUUGGGGCAUUUAGGCACAUAAUUCGAACCGAAGGUUUCCGAGGGUUUUAUAGAGGGAUUAUGCCCGAGUACUACAAAGUUGUCCCUGGUGUGGGAAUUGUUUUCAUGACGUACGAGGCACUGAAGAAGUUUUUAUCUGAAUCUCCCUUUGCUUGAUUGAUUUUCAUCUUUGGAAAUUUGAACGGUUCUGCAAGUUCCCAUGCUCUGAGAGGCCCUCCGAUGGAGAAAACAGUUUUGCGCGCUACUAAAAUGCUAAGCUAGAAAAGUCGAAAAAUAUUGAGUAGGUAAAUUAUAACACUCCCAUGUUGUCUCUAUUAUCUUAGCAUCGAACUUUUAUUUUUCACUGUGUAUAGCCCAUUAGCUCCCCACCCCACAUUGAAGUGUUGUCCUACAUAAUUGCUGCACUUUUUUUUUGGCCCUUUUUGUUUAUUUUCAGGAGUCCUGUAGCUUAGCAUUUUAUUUUCUGAAGCAACUCCAGAUGAAUUUUGUUAGCUGAUGCGUUUCUUUUGGGCUUUGUAUUGACAGUGAAAUAUUAUUAAUUAAAUUUAAUUAUCAGCUGAUUGUUACUAGGUCAUUAUUAUAA
Messenger RNA from Cuscuta epithymum, 3094 nucleotides. The record is from the annotation of a GenBank genome assembly. Lineage: Eukaryota; Viridiplantae; Streptophyta; Magnoliopsida; Solanales; Convolvulaceae.